GUUUAUCCUAGGAAACUUUGGCUUGCACUUGUGGCUGUAUUUGCAGUUAAUAGUUCAAAUGUGAAUCUACUAUAACAUGCUGGGUUAUUAAACUACGAUGUGUAUUACCUAUAAGGUCCUCUGUCAGGACCCAAGUUAGGCUAUGACUGGUGCUAAGUAAGACUAAACCCACCUAGAAAGCCUACCCAUUUUUUUGCUCUAAAAUUACAGCAGUCUCCUCUUUAACGUGAGUACUCCAUAAUUUUCAAACUUGUCCACAUGUUAAAUAGGUCAUGUUUCAUGACAUUGAGCUUUAUAGUCUUUUCCUUGCAAGUUGCAACUAGUGCACUCAAAGGUACCACAAAGGAAAAGAAAUUGGAGCAAAGUGUCAAGCCAUUAACUAUGCUUUGGGGGGUGGGGUGGGUGUGGCACCACUAGAAAUUGUGCAAAGUGAACAAUAUUGUCUGUCACUGCUUGGUGUUAAUGAAGUGGACCGAUCUGCAGUUUUGACUAGGACAUUCCUACUCCAAGGAGGGGCAAUUAUCAGACUAGUUGUAAUUCUACAUAACCAAUUUUUAUGGUCUGUAACAUGCAAAGGGACAAUGUUGGAUUUGGCCAUUUGGGGCAUUAUAUACUGUGCCUCAUCAAAAUUUAAUGAUUCAACCCUGCAGACAAGCUGUGCUCGUGUGGAAACAAAUGACAACUUGAAAUAUUUUGCAUUUUGGUGCGUAACUAGCAUAAGCAUUUUUUGUAAUUAGCAGAUUUCUAAUUGGAACUAACUUUUCUUUGGUCUCCUCUUUUCCUUUAUACUAGAUAGGACCUUGGGCAUCAAACCCUUUGAAUGACAAUCUUGUGUGGUUUUUGAGAAUGUAAACUAAUAUGUGAAGCCACUGCAUGUAUCAAAAAUCAAAAUGAGGAAAAGAAGAAAGAAGCAUGCUUUUAAAUGUUUGUGACAUGGAUAUUAUGCUGAUUUUGGAUGUUUCCCAUAAUGAGCUGCAUUCUUAUUUGCACAGGUCAUAUCAAACCAUUCAGCUACAACUGGUCCUCUAUUUUAUAUGGAGUCAUGAGGACACUUUCCAAGGGAAAGAAGUCUGUCUUUUCAAGUUGAUAUCUGAUAGUAAGAGGGAAGGGGUUUUCUUCAUAAGUGGAGAUGUUCACUUUGGAGAAAUUGCUAGAUAUAAUUGUGCUGCUGGUUACCCCUUGUACGACAUAACAUCAAGUGGUCUUACCCAGGCAGUCGAAAAAGCAGUAUAUCCACCGCUGCGGUUUGUUGUGAGGUUUUUGGCAUGGUUAAUGCCAGCUAUAAUGAGAGUUAAAGACAGAAGCUGCAGAUAUAUUUCGUGCACUUAUGGUCAACCAAACUUUGGGACUAUUGAGAUCAAUUGGGAAUCAGAUCCGGUGGGUUUGAAGUUUGAAGUUAGAGAUGAAAAGGGGUUACCAGUUAUUGCAUCGAAUAUCUCAUUAUCAGAACUCCAAGGCCAAAAGUGGAUCCCCGAAACCUCUGGUUUAGGACAAUUUCAGAAAUAUUGCUCUCUUGAAGUUGACUUACCGUGGUCUUUCAGAUACCGGUUGGCAAUAUAUUUCUUUUCCACUUUAGCAGGUAAAAGGUUGGGGGAACCUAUUUUCUGUCCUUUGUGUGAAGAUGGUGUCAAGGAAAAAUGAAGGAAUAAUUGAAAGAGAAGAACGGAUCUUAUGGCUUUGUGCCGCAUCGG
Nicotiana tabacum (common tobacco) is the source of this 1691-nucleotide messenger RNA. Lineage: Eukaryota; Viridiplantae; Streptophyta; Magnoliopsida; Solanales; Solanaceae. The record is from RefSeq and is a predicted model, not a curated record.